CACGCUUGUCAUGAAUGAUGUAUGACGCUCAAUUCAACUAGCAAUUUAACGCCCCAAAUCGACGCACUCGAACGACUUUUGUUAUCUUAUCAUACCAAAGCUUUUUGUGUCGGGGAGCAUUCACCGCUGUAUGCAUCUAUUAAGAAGCUCACAUUACGCAUCAAAUACACAGAUUGGUCGGUCGGUUUGUUACUAUGGUCCUUAACGAAACACUCAAGGCCAUUCCUCCGCAGGAAUGGCCUUCUCUGCGAGAUGUUUUCAAACGAGAAUGGCCUCGGCAUCAGAUUGCGUACAAUACUGUCCAAAACUACAUCAACUGGACCAAAAUCGAUCCACGAAUCAAACAGCUCCAGGUGUUGGGUUUGAACGACGAUAGCUGGAGGGACAACGGAACCUGCAUCAUACUGGACCGAUACCAGAUGUAUGCAUAUACGGUAGAAGCAUCCAAUGAAUCUUUGAAGCGUGCUCUUCUCCGCAUCGAUUGGGACUAUAGUUAUAAAAUAGCUUGCAUUCCUGGUUCACAACGUUUAGCAUUUGAAGAAACUUUCAAAACUCUAUCAAUCGAAUUGCUGUGGGACCAUCCAUGCGGGGUGUACGAACUACCGAGAGAAGAAUGCCUAAAACUCGAACUCAACAUCCCAGAGGGGCUUCACGUGAAAAAACUAGACAUCAACCACGCAGUCACUGCCAACCGAAUUUGGCCGCACCGGUGCGAGGGAUCGGAAUACUUUCUCAAACGGUUGGCCGCAUGGAAUCCGUCAGUUGGAUUGUUCAGCGAGACCGGUGAACUUAUGGCAUGGUCUUUCUGUUGGCCGACGGGUGCUAUCGGGCCACUGGAGGUUGUGAGCGAUCACUAUCGAAAGGGUUAUGGAAGUAUAGUGACUAAAGUGAUUGCCCAGGAAGUGGCCGAGAUUGGACUGAAUUGCUAUGGAACGGUGGUUACGGGAAAUGUGCAGUCCAAAGGAAUGCUUGAGAAACUUGGAUUUAAGCUGGUGGGAGACUGUUUCUAUGCACGAAAUCGUGCCAGAAAGCUAGUUGAAUAUGGGCAUUGAUUUGAUUGAUGGCGAAUCUGGUUGGAGUUU
Molecule: messenger RNA, 1082 nt
Organism: Ochlerotatus camptorhynchus
Lineage: Eukaryota; Metazoa; Arthropoda; Insecta; Diptera; Culicidae
Exons: 2
Coding region: 195-1052 (285 amino acids)
Molecular function (GO): acyltransferase activity, transferring groups other than amino-acyl groups
Source: RefSeq, a predicted model, not a curated record